AUGGCCGACAUGCAGAAAGUUCACACCGACAAGGCGUUUCCAGUCGCCGCUCCUUACUCGCAAGCUAUCAUCGCCGGCGGAACCAUCUACGUCUCUGGUCAAAUACCAGGAACCCCGGAUGGGAAGUUGGUCGAAGGAAGCAUCGGCGAUAAGACCGCCCAGUGCUGCGAGAACAUCAAGGCCAUUCUGGCCGAAGCUGGCAGCUCCAUCGAAAGAAUUGUCAAGGUGAACGUGUUUUUGGACGACAUGGCCAACUUCAAGGAGAUGAACGAGACCUACGCGAAGUACUUUACGCACAAGCCGGCCAGGAGCUGCGUUGCCGUGAAGGCCCUGCCUCUCGGCGUGCCGGUCGAGAUCGAGUGCAUCGCGUUGCCAGGAAAAGGCAGCGCGUUGUAG
Messenger RNA from Verruconis gallopava, 396 nucleotides. RefSeq lists its product as uncharacterized. NCBI's taxonomy places the organism in Eukaryota, Fungi, Ascomycota, Dothideomycetes, Venturiales, Sympoventuriaceae. Gene Ontology annotation, cellular component: mitochondrion; cytosol. Gene Ontology annotation, molecular function: deaminase activity. The record is from RefSeq and is a predicted model, not a curated record. The coding region runs from base 1 to 396 and encodes 131 amino acids. The transcript is spliced from 3 exons.